Mauremys reevesii (Reeves's turtle) is the source of this 4429-nucleotide messenger RNA. RefSeq names its product platelet derived growth factor subunit B (gene PDGFB). Gene Ontology annotation, biological process: positive regulation of cell population proliferation; positive regulation of protein autophosphorylation; positive regulation of MAP kinase activity. The transcript is spliced from 11 exons. The record is from RefSeq and is a predicted model, not a curated record. Gene Ontology annotation, cellular component: membrane. Bases 1239 to 1985 code for a protein of 248 amino acids. NCBI's taxonomy places the organism in Eukaryota, Metazoa, Chordata, Testudines, Geoemydidae. Gene Ontology annotation, molecular function: platelet-derived growth factor receptor binding; growth factor activity.
CCUGUCACCGAUUAACAAGUCAUUGCCCUGACUCUUAUCUGCUCUGUCCCUGAGGGGUCCAUUGCUACACACUGGGCGGUCCCUCCAGGUCAUAGAGGAGGCAAAAUGUGACAAGCUUUCUCUACUGCUGCCUGUGCUGUAAUUGCUUUGGGAUACACAAGAAGCUGGAAGGCAGGAUUUUCAAAAGUGCCAAAGUGCUCUAGGAACAGAAGAGGGACUUGUGAUCACUUUUGAGAAUCCCAUCCUUCGGGCCCAGGACGGUGUGGCUUGGCUUUCAAAUCUCCCCCAUCUGGCUGCUCAGUGAGUGAAUAUCCAAGUCCCAGAUGGUGCACCCUGCUGGUGUGAGAUGCAGGCUUCCUUUUCUCUGCCGCUGCUGCUGGAUGGACGAAGGACAUGAGGACGAGCAUAAGAGGCGGCGGCGGCAGCAGCAGCAGCACCGCUGAGACUUAUCAAGACUCAACACACACACAGAAUCCAGCCAAGACAUUUGCUCAGCUGUCUGCAAAACCAAACCAAACAAAUCAGACCUCACAUACAACCAAACUACCAGCAACAUUUUGAAAGAAAAGACACUGAAACCAGAAAAUAAUUUAUGAGAAAAAAAUUCAACUUAAAAACAACUUUUUUAAAAAAUAUGCCAGAGGAAGAAAAACAUUAUUAAAAAAAAUUAAACCAACAAAAAAAAUUAAGAAAGAAGAUUUAUUUUCGGAUUUUGUAUAAACAUUUAGGAAAACUUUGUUUAAGACUUGGGUUUUUUGGAAAACAUUGCAAAACAUUUUUACCUUUUUGUGUGGGUCUUUUUUAUUUUUUAAAGAACAAAAAUUAAGAAGGAAAAAGAUAAAGUGUGUGGACCAUCCGAUAAAAGGAAAUACUGAAAGAUUUCUUGUGGAGAGGGGGGAAGACAGACAGACUUUGGAUGCAUACAUUUUUGGGGGGACUGCCUUUUUAGUUUAUUUAUACACCUCUCCUAUAUUCCUGCUGGCUGAUGAGGCAGAGAAAGGGGCAGACAAGUAACCAAGAUUUACUUUUUAAAAAAUAAAGUCCCUGUUUUUUAACCCUUUCUUCCCCACUCCAUGAUUGUGGGAGACGAGAGAAAAUAAUUUGGAAAGGAAAAUGAAGAAGUGCAGAGCCCUGUGUGCAGAAGGCAAGGCUGGAGCCAAACUGUAAGCAGAGCCUGCCUCUCUCACCUCUUUGCCUAAGCGUGGGAAUUUAUUAUUUCUUUUAAAGUCUGUCCUUCAAUGUGUCUGGAACUUUUGGGGCUCAAAGUCGGUAUGGAUUUCAGAUUGAUCUUCAUGUCUCUCUGGUACCUGCCUCUCAUCAGCACUGAGGGGGACCCCAUCCCAGAAGACAUUUACAAGAUAAUGAGUGACAGCUCGGUGCGCUCCAGGAGUGACCUCCAGCGUGCCCUGCAGAUAGACUCCGUAGAAGAGGAUGGCUCCAAUUUGGACCUGAACUCAACCCGAGCCCAUCCUGGUCAAAACUUGCCUCGAGGGAGACGAAGUCUAGUGGUAGAUGCUGAGCCAGCAGUACUCGCAGAGUGCAAGACACGGACGGAGGUCUUUGAAAUCUCCCGGAGCAUGGUAGAUUCCACCAAUGCCAACUUUGUGGUGUGGCCGCCGUGUGUGGAGGUGCAGCGGUGCUCUGGGUGCUGCAACAACCGCAAUGUGCAGUGUCGCCCCACACUGGUCCGUGUGCGGCAUGUCCAGGUAAACAAGAUAGAAUUUGUCCAGAAGAAGCCAAACUUUAAAAAAGCCAUUGUGCCCUUGGAGGAUCACCUGGAGUGUCGAUGUGAGGCACAGUCAUCUCAGCCCUCCGGUCGCGGUCGGCCAGGUUCAGGUGAACACAGAGGUAAGUCACCAUCGAUUACUGCAGCCCCUGUUUCGGUGAGACAACGAGCGCGCCAGCUGCCAGCGCGAAAGAGAAAACAUCGGAAGUUCAAGCAUGUCCACGAUAAGAAAGUGCUGAAAGAAAUCCUCACAGCAUAGAGGUGCUGGCUGUGGACAGAGUGCAAGGCAGGUUUAUUUAAUAUACAGUAAAACCUGCCUUAGAGAUCACCUCUGAAGAGAAACCACCUGUCACGAGCAACUACUUGCAGAGGCCACAGAACACAACCACUCUCUGGUGUGCCAACCUUGGAAGAGAGACCACCUCUUACAAGUGACCACUUUUGCUAACUUCCAUGAAUGGUCGCUCUUGGCAGGUUUUACUGUAUUUGCUGUAUUGCCCCCAUGGGGUCUUCAGAGUGAUAACUCUUCCUCUCUGUUGGUCUGUCUCGGUGCCCGAGUCGGACGGCAAAUGGUGCUUCCCUUUCCAUGACCGGACCUUCUCCCUCGAUUUCCCUCUCUUCAUUUAUUAACAACAUUUUAAAGUUUUCAAAAAAAAAAAAGAAAAACAAAAAACCACGUCACUGGAACAGGAUGGUGCCUUUCCUACUGCAGAGACUAGAACGGCAAAUGGGGAAAAGAAAAAUGGGUCAAUUUUCCUUUGAGGGGGAAAAAAUGGGGGGGGGAAUGAGAGCAAUUUUCUUCCUUUCCCCUCUUCUUCUUGGUGAGGGUGCGGGACCCUGGCUGAGAUCAAUGAUUGUGAUGGACAUGUUUUAAAGCAGGCAGACCUCAGAUUAAGAGAGGAAACCAAUGACGGAAAAUGCACUAAGGACUUUUAUUGUUCCGUCUGGACAGAUUUUUUUUGUGUGUGUGUAUAUAUAUUAUUUUAAAAACCACUAAAAUGUACAACAUCUCGGGGAACAGAAAAAAAUGAAAGCAAAAUGCAUUUAUCCCAUCCACCCCUGGUGCAGACUGGAAGACUUUUGGGGCAGUGGGAAGGAGUGGACAGCUGGCAGAAUCAUUCUCCCUUCUCCCGGCCCCCUGACAAAGGAUGCUGUCUUUGCACAUGGCAGUAGAGGGUUCGACUUUCCAGUCUAGGAUUUGGGUUACUGUUUAAUUCACUUGUAUGUGUGUAUAUAUAUAUAUAUAUAUAUAUAUAUAUAUAUGGUUUUAAAAUGGAUUUGUUCCCUGGUGGGAGGAAUCUGCAGGCAUGUUUGUGCAUCAGCUCAGGUGGGCUAGAAGAAAAGCAAACUUUCCAUGGCUUUCCCCAGUGUGUGUGGGGUGCAGAAUGGGGUGCAUGGAGCAAUGUCCCUCACACUCUUUCCCCCUGCUCACAACUCCCCUGCAGGAUACAGAGAGACAACACAAUCAACCAACGAAAUACAGGCUUAGAAACAUUACUUCAUCAGAAGAAACUAUAAUUGGCUGUGAUCCUGAGGGCAGGAUAAUAUUACACAGGAAUAUCUGAGAGCAGAAUAACCCUUUCAUGGAUGUUUCUCAUAUCACACUCUCAGUUGCUCUCCCCAUCUCUACUUCCCUGGCUCUCCCAUUUUCCUCCCCUAUUUUUCUCUCUCAAACACACGCACGAGGAUUUCCUUAACUUACAUUAAAGCCCUUUUCAGUUUCAAAAGCUAUAGAUCCAAGGAACUUCUUGAGCGGUUGAAGGGGUCUGGGGUGAGGGCAAGGGGAGAAAGUGAACCUCUACUUCACAACAGUGAUUAAAAACAGAAACAAUCCCCUUUGGUGAAAGAGCAUUGCUGACUGGUGUCCCGACCUCCACAGACAUCUUAGAGAGUCUUAGAAGUCUAGGUGGUGGAGGACAAAUGACUCUUCAGAUAGGGAGCACCUGUACACACCCCCACACGCAAUUAUUAAGGACAUUGUUAUUUAUCAUAUGAAUUGCAGGAGGAGACCCAGUCAUGGACCCACUGUGCUGAGCACUGUAUAAACACACAACAAAAAACCUGUCCCUGCCCCAAAGAGUUUACAAUGUAAGUUAGAGCGACAACUUUCCUUUCCCAGCUGCCUCUUCUUAUUCCAUUUCCUUUACAGUGAUAGCUCCCUCUCCUGGGAGAAUGAGGCAGAAGAAGGGGAAAGUAUGCAGUAUUCUCUCCAAGGGGAAUAACCCCUCUCAUGGUCACUCAGUACAGCAUACACAUUGGGACAGAGGAAACAAGGAGUAGGCUGGAGGUAAUUUCGCCUUCAUAUUUGUGCCCUGUUGGCAAAGGUCCCAUCCACCAAAUUCAGGUCUCAGUGCAGGCAGAAGUACCACGGGGAAACUAGCAGCAGGAGAAAGGUGAUGAUGCAGCGGGAUGGGGAGUGCUGUUCAUCAGACAGGGGCUUAUAUCUCCCCUCACCUCAAACCCAGAGCUCCUCGCUGGCUGCCUGCUGCCAACAUCCUUCUCUGCCUCUUGCACUCUGCUCCAUUCACCCCACCCCAUGACUUCUCAAGUCUUAUGACACUUUGCUUUCCUGCUCCAAAAUCUCCUUCCUGUGGUUUGUAAAGUUGGUGAGUUUUUUUGCUUUUUUUAUUUUAAUGUAAGAUUAAUUUAUACUCAGUACUGUAUUUAAAGUUGUAAAAAAAAACAAUACAAAACAAACAAACA